AAUCGACUUGCCAUAGUUCUUAAUAAAUGGUGCAAGUCAAGAUGUCCAAAUCGCCCGUAGAUCCUCUGUCUGCUGUGGAAAUAGGCUCCCAGUCGCAUUAUUUUCAGCUGCCCAGGAAGUUGCCUAAACGCAAGAGCCGCUUCAAACGCUCAGAUGGCAGCACAUCCUCAGACACAACCUCCAGCUUCAUCAAACGGCAGGGGUCUGCUGAUUCGUAUACCAGUAGACCGUCGGAUUCAGACCUGUCAGCCGAGGAGGACCGCGAGGCGUAUCGGCGUGAAGCCGAACGCCAGGCACAACAGCAGCUUGACAGAGCUAAGUCUAAACCUGUAGCGUUUGCAGUAAAGACAAAUGUAAGCUACUGUGGAGCUCUGGAUGAGGACUGUCCGGUCCAAGGAGCUGCAGUCAAUUUUGAUGCCAAAGAUUUCCUGCACAUCAAAGAGAAGUACAACAAUGACUGGUGGAUCGGGAGGUUAGUGAAAGAGGGAGCAGACAUCGCCUUCAUCCCCAGCCCUCUUCGGCUGGAGGCCAUGAGGCUGAAACAGGAGCAGAAACAGAGGAAAACAGGAGGGAACUCCUCUAGUUUAGGGGACAUGGUGACAGGAAGCUGGAGGACCACGCCUCCAUCUGCAGGCGAAUCUAAACAGAAGCAAAAACAGGAACAUGUCCCUCCCUAUGACGUGGUGCCCUCUAUGAGGCCGGUGGUCCUUGUGGGACCGUCACUGAAGGGCUAUGAGGUGACAGACAUGAUGCAGAAAGCUCUUUUUGACUUUCUGAAACACAGAUUUGAGGGAAGGAUCUCCAUCACCCGUGUAACUGCCGACCUGUCCUUAGCCAAGAGAUCCGUCCUGAACAAAAGACCCAUAAUGGAGAGAUCCAACACACGCUCCAGCCUUGCGGAGGUUCAGAGUGAGAUUGAGAGGAUAUUUGAGCUCGCCAAAACCCUGCAGCUGGUGGUUCUGGAUGCUGACACCAUCAACCACCCCGCACAGCUUGCUAAAACAUCCCUUGCCCCCAUCAUUGUCUACGUUAAAGUUUCCUCACCAAAGGUGCUGCAGAGGCUGGUCAAAUCCAGGGGGAAGUCUCAGAGCAAGCACCUGAACGUGCAGAUGAUGGCUGCAGACAAACUCUCUCAGUGCCCCCCUGAUAUGUUUGAUGUCAUUUUGGAUGAGAACCAGCUAGAAGAUGCUUGUGAACAUUUGGCUGAAUACCUGGAGGUGUACUGGCGUGCAACUCACCUGCCUGGAAACACCCCUCUUAACCCCUUACUGGAGCAGAGUCUGAUGACCCCACCCUCGGCCAUCUCCAGCCUACAGAACAAGAACAAGACACAACCACGAGCAGCAGUGGGCCUGGAGGCUGAGGAGGAGGAAGAGGAGGCGGCGGAGGAGGCCCACUCUCCGCUGGAGCAGGACAGUCUCAUGCCAUCUGAUGAGGCCAGUGACUCCCUGUCCCGUGGCCACAGGGGAAGCCCAUGCCACACUGGGGUAGAGGAAGAUGAGGAGGAGGAGGAAGAAGAGGAGGAAGAGGAUGGUUACGCCUCGCCCUGUCAUAGCCGCUCAUAUAGGGACAGGUACCCCUCCCACCGAGGGCAUCCAUGCAGCGACCACAGCACCAAUGGGCAUGAGUCACAGGACAGGCUGCUCCAGCGUGAAGCUCAGCAAGGUCACAAUCAGAGGAACAACCGCCAGCGCAGCCGCCCUUGGCCCCGAGACAACUACUAAGUUGCUAACAAGGUCCCCCCCCAUGCCCUCUGACUGAUGCACAGCUCCAAACGAAUUAUUUAAUCGUAAAACAUUUAUUGAUCAUCUAACUUUAUACUUUACAGUUAGUUGUUGUUAAUCCUCCAAUCACAUAUUUUAUGUAAAUUGAGAUGAAUAUUACUCAUCUCUUUGGGGUCAAACAAUUACAGUUGAAUUCAACAGGGCUAUCCACCUCUACAACAGAAAGGUUUCAGGCUACCGGCUGAGUGCAGACUCAGACGUUAGCUGCUUUGCCUAAAGUUUCUCUAUUGUAGGAUGUCGCUUAUACAGGCCUUAAAAUUCCUAAGACUUUUAACUAUCUUUACUAUUGCAUGUAUAAUUAUUUCAAGACGAUUUGCACAUUACUGCAGUACAGAAGGUGAAUGAUCUUUAUGGAAUAAAAUAAUGUAGGAAUGUCCUGUGUUUGAGCCAUUUAGGGUUAAUUGUAAUGCAUUUGAUUACAAUGUAUAUACUAAAUGGGCACCUGGUUUUGUUUCAUUGCUACUUUCUUUGUCUGAUUUUGCGGUUAUGGGCAGAUAUUUGUAUAAAAAGCACCUCAUUAUGUCACCAUCAAUGCGGUACAUUCCAGACAUCUCUUGUCUUUGCUGUUACACAAUCACAGACACCUCUAUAAAUAAAAAAAGGGCAAAUAGAAUGUAAAUACAACCAAGGAAGGGUAUGUUCAGAGUAUUAUAUGGAACACGUUCUUUGCCAAAAUGUUUGUUUACACUAAUUCAUUCAAAUAUUUCAAGCACAUGCUGCUCAGCUGCAGCUCCACUACAAAUCGAUGCUUCACCGAAUGUACGCUCGCAUGCCUUUUGCACCUCCAGCACCACCUGGUUUCUCUGACCCGACCGAAUGCAAGGAAAUCUGAUUGUAGCACGUUAACUGAUUGUAGCAUCCACUCUUCCCGCACAGAUCGCACCCUCUGUGGGAAAACAAAACAAAAAAACGUGGUGUCAUUUAUGUGUAUACUGCAGUUUUAAAGGCCGGUUUUUGCAAAGGAGGAUCCUCAGGUGUCAAGUCCUCAGCUUCACAUUACAAACUCGUUGGGCUUUUGAAGGACUCGUAGCACCCUUAGCGCCCUUGUCAGUUCUCUCCUGUGUGGGGCGACAAGAGAGCUGAGAACCUGUGACUUUUUGAGUGAAAAGCGUCAAGAAUGUGUUGUUUGCAUAAUGCUGAGGCAUUAAUGUGGCGGGGGUGGUUUAUUGGAUUUUUUGCAUGUAAAAACAAUGUGCAAACAACAUGUCAGCAACAUAUUUUUGGCCCCAUUUGCCUUCCAUACUGGUCAGCCUUUUCUGUUAUGGAAAGCAAGAAAUGCCAAAACAUUUUUUUUUUUAUGUAUAGGCUUUACACAUGCAUGUCGUGUGUUAAAAUAAUUUUACAUUGGGUACAAUUUGAUAAGUAUUGAUUAUGGAGGACAUAUCCUGCAAUAAUUAAAUAUACAUGAAGGAAUAAAUAUGACUCCUAAAUAUAACCCAUUGGCAAAAUUAUAGCUUUUAUUUUCAAUUUUUAAUAUCACUUUUUAAGUAUACCUCUAAUUUUAAUCAGUUUGCUGCAGUUAGUGGCUUAAUAAUUCAAGUUAAAGGCUAUUAUUUUGCCAAUAGAUUAUUUAUGAGUUUUUUAUUUGAUGUAUUUUUAAUCAUGGCAGGAUUGGUCCUCCAUAGCUAUGUACCUAACACAAAAAAUAUAUAUAUAUUUUGACAGAAGCACAUUUUUUAGGGCUCCUGGCUUUUGACGCAGAAACGGACUGAUACAGUGUAAGAAAAGCCAGAAGGGACACAAUCACCUGACUUUUUCAGCUUGUCAAGGCUUUACGUCGUCGUGUUUUGGCACAUUCCUAACAUGUUUUAUUCUCAUUGUUUUUGUGGGAAAUUUCGUGUCAUCAACGCACACAGAUUGUGUUUACAUGGAAACAUUUCGACCUUACAGUCACAAUUUUUGGCUGUCUUUGCCCUCCUUAAUACCACUCUGUUUCCAGUCACCGAGCCAGUUAGACAUGACUCUUACGCAGGGUCAGUGUUUACUCGUUUUACGGCUUCCACGUCACCAGUAUUUAUCCAGUGUUCUGUAUAUUAAAAAUAAUUUCUAAAAAAUCCGCAUGGUUUAAAAAAGAAAAAAAUCUAUGCAAGUGUUGCAUGAACCUCUGGUUGUUUCUUUUUACAGUUAAGUAUUUUAGUAAUGCAUUGGCUCUGACUUUUCUCGUCGUCUCGUAGUGAUGAUAGUCUUGUCUUUAGGGGCUACUCACUCCUUAUUAUCAAAUUCCUGAAAAUUUCUUUCCCUCCCGAAACACCACAGUAAGAGAUUCCCCACAGUAUUUGCUUGUUGCACUUUUAGGUCACUCCUCAGUAAAUAGUCCCAGACCAAGACUAUGACAAAAUGAGUGAGUUCUGCAUGUCAACAAUUAGCUACUUGAUUAUACUUUGGCGAAAUAUGUUUUUUGAAGCGGACCAAUUUAGCAACUAAUAAACAGUUGAGGUUUUUCAAUUUUGAAGCACAAUUUUUACAAGGGUUCUGAUUUAAUUUUCUCUGUCUUAUUCUGUAUGCAAUAUGAAGCGUAACAUUGAAAAACUUAAAACGCCUUAGACCAUCUGGACUUCCUCUUUUGUGUGAGUAGAAAAAAAAAUAUUGCACUACUUUGUUUUUUUGGGAUGGUUGCUUUGUAAUGCAAUAACUGCACUAAAUAUAACCAUAUAUCCACCAGACUACCACAGCGUGCUAGCGUGACCCCAACACGCCUCUUCCCUUCUGUAUAUUAAAAGAGGCAGAGAUGGUGGAAAAAAAAAAAGAGACCUUUUCUUGCCUGAAGCUGUAUAGAAUGCUUUCUAUUGGAAAACAGAUUUACGAUGA
This is a messenger RNA of Cyprinodon variegatus (sheepshead minnow), 4592 nucleotides long. RefSeq names its product voltage-dependent L-type calcium channel subunit beta-4-like (gene cacnb3a). Gene Ontology annotation, biological process: regulation of voltage-gated calcium channel activity; neuromuscular junction development; chemical synaptic transmission. NCBI's taxonomy places the organism in Eukaryota, Metazoa, Chordata, Actinopteri, Cyprinodontiformes, Cyprinodontidae. The transcript has 14 exons. The record is from RefSeq and is a predicted model, not a curated record. Gene Ontology annotation, molecular function: protein binding; high voltage-gated calcium channel activity. The coding region runs from base 27 to 1724 and encodes 565 amino acids. Gene Ontology annotation, cellular component: voltage-gated calcium channel complex.